This is a messenger RNA of Pseudophryne corroboree (corroboree frog), 12026 nucleotides long. Its product is annotated as oocyte zinc finger protein XlCOF7.1-like. The record is from RefSeq and is a predicted model, not a curated record. The transcript is spliced from 3 exons. NCBI's taxonomy places the organism in Eukaryota, Metazoa, Chordata, Amphibia, Anura, Myobatrachidae. The coding region runs from base 208 to 3525 and encodes 1105 amino acids.
GAGGGAACUGUACAAAUAGUGAAGAAAUCUGAUUAGUGAGUUAGAAGGACUGAGCCAGACCCAGAGCCACAUCACGGUGCCUCCACCUUGCUCACGGAGAGACAAAUUGACCAGAAGAUCCUGGAACUCACCAACAAGAUAAUUCAGCAGCUGACUGGAGAGGAGGAGGAGUAUAUAGAGGAACACAGGGGUCUGUAUAAGGACGUGAUGAUGGAGAAUCACCGGCCCCUCACAUCACAAGAACUACGAAAAAAUCCAUCUGCUCAUAAUGAGGAAGAACCAGUCUCAUGUGAUGGCGGAAACCUUACGGACCCUGACAUUUAUACACCCACAGAUCAUACACAGGAUACAGCUACUCCUAGUAUGGAGGAACCAGUCUCAUGUGAUGGAGGAACCCUCAUAGACACUGACAUUUAUACACCCACAGAUCAUACACAGGAUACAUCUACUCAUAUUAAGGAGGAACCAGUCUCAUGUGUUGGAGGAACCCUCAUAGACAGUGACAUUUAUACACCCACAGAUCAUACACAGUAUACAGCUACUCAUAUUAAGGAGGAACCAGUCUCAUGUGAUGGAGGAACCCUCAUAGACACCAACAUUUAUACACCCACAUAUCAUACACAGUAUACAUCUACUCAUAUUAAGGAGGAACCAGUCUCAUGUGUUGGAGGAACCCUCAUAGACAGUGACAUUUAUACACCCACAGAUCAUACACAGUAUACAGCUACUCAUAUUAAGGAGGAACCAGUCUUAUGUGUUGGAGGAACCCUCAUGGACAGUGACAUUUAUACACCCACAGGUCAUACACAGGAUACAUCUCAUAUUAAGGAGGAACCAGACUCAUGUGAUGGAGGAACCCUCACAGACACCAACAUUUAUACACCUACAGAUCAUACACAGUAUACAGCUACUCGUAUUAAGGAGGAACCAGACUCAUGUGAUGGAGGAACCAUCACAGACACCAACAUUUAUACACCCACAGAUCAUAUACAGUAUACAUCUACUCAUAUUAAGGAGGAACCAGUCUCAUGUGAUGGAGGAAGCCUCACAGAUACCAACAUUUAUACACCCACAGAUCAUACACAGUAUAUAUCUACUCAUAUUAAGGAGGAACCAUUCUCAUGUGAUGGAGGAACCCUCACAGACACCAACAUUUAUACACCCACAGACCAUACACAGUAUACAUCUACUCAUAUUAAGGAGGAACCAGUCUCAUGUGAUGGAGGAACCCUCACAGACAAUGACAUUUAUACACCCACAGAUCAUACACAGUAUACAGCUACUCAUAUUAAGGAGGAACCAGUCUCCUCUGAUGGAGGAACCCUCACAGACACCAACAUUUAUACACCCACAGACCAUACACAGUAUACAUCUACUCAUAUUAAGGAGGAACCAGUCUCAUGUGAUGGAGGAACCCUCACAGACAGUGACAUUUAUACACCCACAGAUCAUACACAGUAUACAGCUACUCAUAUUAAGGAGGAACCAGUCUCAUGUGAUGGAGGAACCCUCACAGACAGUGACAUUUAUACACCCACAGAUCAUACACAGUAUACAUCUACUCAUAUUAUGGAGGAACCAGUCUCAUGUGAUGAAGGAACCCUCAUAGACAGUGACAUUUAUACACCCACAGAUCAUACACAGUGUACAGCUACUCAUAUUAUGGAGGAACCAGUCUCAUGUGAUGGAGGAACCCUCAAAGACACCAACAUCUAUACACCUACAGAUCAUACACAGUAUUCAGCUACUCAUAUUAAUGAGGAACCAGUCUCCUCUGAUGGAGGAGACCUCACAGACACCAACAUUUAUACACCCACAGAUCAUACACAGUAUACAUCUACUCAUAUUAAGGAGGAACCAGUCUCAUGUGAUGGAGGAACCCUCACAGACCGUGACAUUUAUACACCCACAGAUCAUACACAGGAUACAGCUACUCAUAUUAAGGAGGAACCAGGCUCAUGUGAUGGAGGAACCCACACUGACAAUGCAUCUGUAGAUCAUACACAACAUAAAUCUACUCGUAUUGAGGAGGAACCAGGAUCUUCAUCUAGUGCUGCAAAUAUUUAUACUUAUGUUAGACUUAAGAGAAGUCACACAGGAGAGAAUCCAUAUUCCUGUCCAGAAUGUGGGAAAUGUUUUGCCAGUAAGUCAUAUCUGAGAGUACAUCAGAGACUCCAUACAGGAGAGAAGCCAUAUUCCUGUCCAGAAUGUGGGAAAUGUUUCACUAGACAAUCACACAUGGAAGAACACCUAAGAAGUCACACAGGAGAGAAGCCAUAUUCCUGCCCAGAAUGUGGGAAAUGUUUCACUAGACAAUCACACAUGGAAGAACACCUAAGAAGUCACACAGGAGAGAAGCCGUUAUCCUGCUCUGAGUGUGGGAAAUGUUACAGAACUAGAUCAGGUCUUGUUAAACAUAAGAGGGUCCACACAGGGGAGAACCCGUAUUCCUGCUCUGAGUGUGGGAAAUGUUACAGAACUAGAUCAGGUCUUGUUGUACAUAAGAGAGUCCACACAGGGGAGAAACCAUAUUCCUGCUCGGAGUGUGGGAAAUGUUACACAAGUAGAUCAAGUCUUGCUGUACAUAAGAGAGUCCACACAGUGGAGAAACCGUAUUCCUGCUCCGAGUGUGGCAAAUUCUUUACUACUGCAUUAAAUCUGAAAGAUCACAAAAGAGUCCACACAGGGGAGAAACCAUAUUCCUGCUCUGAAUGUGGAAAAGGUUACAGAUCUAGAUCAAGUUUUGCUAUACAUAAGAGAAGUCACACAGGAGAGAAUCCAUAUUCCUGCUCUGAGUGUGGGAAAUGUUUUGGCAGCAAGUCAUAUCUGAGACUACAUCAGAGACUCCAUGCAGUAGAGUCUCAUUCCUGCCCAGAAUGUGGGAAAUGUUUUGUCAGUAAGUCAUAUAUGAUAGUACAUCAGAGACUCCAUACAGGAGAGAAGCCAUAUUCCUGUCCAGAAUGUGGGAAAUGUUUUGCCAGUAAGUCAUAUCUGAGAGUGCAUCAGAGACUCCAUACAGUAGAGUCUCAUUCCUGCCCAGAAUGUGGGAAAUGUUUCACUAGACAAUCACAACUGGAAGAUCACCUAAGAUGUCACACAGGAGAGAAGCCGUUAUCCUGCUCUGAGUGUGGGAAAUGUUUCAGAACUAGAUCAAGUCUUGUUGUACAUAUGAGAGUCCACACAGGAGAGAAACCAUAUUCCUGCUCUGAGUGUGGGAAAUGUUUUGUCAGUAAGUUUUGUCUGAGAGUGCAUCAGAGACUCCAUACAGGAGAGAAGCCAUAUUCCUGCUCUGAGUGUGGCAAGUGUUUCACCGUAAAAGCACACCUGAAAGAUCACCUAAGAAUUCACACAGGGGAGAAACCGUAUUCCUGCUCCGAGUGUGGGAAAUGUUUCACCAUAAAAGCAUACCUGAAAGGUCACCUAAGAAGUCACACAGGGGAGAAACCGUAUUCCUGCUCUGAGUGUGGGAAAUGUUUCACCAAACAAAAACACCUGAAAGGUCACCUAAGAAGUCACACAGGGUAGAAACCGUAUUCCUGCUCUGAGUGUGGGAAAUGUUUUGGCAGCAAGUCAUAUCUGAUAGUGCAUCAGAGACUCCAUACAGGAGAGUCUCCUCAUUCCUGCCCAGAAUGUGGGAAAUGUUCCACCAGACAAUCACACCUGAAAGGUCACCUAAGAAGUCACACAGGGGAGAAACCGUAUUCCUGCUCUGAGUGUGGGAAAUGUUUCACCAAACAAAAACACCUGAAAGGUCACCUAAGAAGUCACACAGGGUAGAAACCGUAUUCCUGCUCUGAGUGUGGGAAAUGUUUUGGCAGCAAGUCAUAUCUGAUAGUGCAUCAGAGACUCCAUACAGGAGAGUCUCCUCAUUCCUGCCCAGAAUGUGGGAAAUGUUUCACCAGACAAUCACACCUGAAAGAUCACCUAAGAAGUCACAACUAAACUACACUUUGCAGAACUUGACUUCCAAGUGGGUGUCCUUCAUAUUUAACCACUUACCAUGGUGAGAUCACGUGUCCCCUAGUUUUUGACCUGGAGAUCCAUUUUGCAGAUGUGCAUAAUAUAAUAUUGAAAUAGUUUUAAAAAUACUUUUAAAACUAAAAUUUAAAACAACAACUAUAUGAACGGUUUUGAAGGGAAAAAGCAUCACUUAAUGACUCCAAGUUGGUGUUGCACAGAUGUCCUUACUGAUACCUGAGCCUUUUUUGCCGCAUGACAAUAAUAUUAUCGUAGUUGAGAGAACCCUGAGGACUUCGGUACCUUUGCCCUUUGGUCUGAAUAAUGAAGAUAAAUAAUUUUCUCUCACGUCCUAGAGGAUGCUGGGGACACCAUAAGGACCAUGGGGGUAUAGACGGGCUCCACAGGAGACAUGGGCACUAUAAAGAACUUUUAGUAUGGGUGGUGCAUUGGCUCCUCCCUCUAUGCCCCUCCUCCAGACCUCAGUUGGAUCCUGUGCCCAGAGGAGACUGGGUGCAUUACAGGGGAGCUCUCCUGAGUUUCUCUGAUAAAAGAAUUUUGUUAGGUUUUUUAUUUUCAGGGAGCACUGCUGGCAACAGGCUCCCUGCAUCGUGGGACUGAGGGGAGAGAAGCAGACCUACUUAACUGAUAGGCUCUGCUUCUUAGGCUACUGGACACCAUUAGCUCCAGAGGGAGUCGGAACACAGGUCUCACCCUGCCGUUCGUCCUGGAGCUGCGCCGCCGUCCUCGCAGAGCCGUGAGAUAGAAGCCGGGUGAGUAUUAGAAGAAAAGAAGACUUCAAGGCGGCAGAAGACUUCAGAUCUUCACUGAGGUAAGCGCGCAGCGGUAAAGCUGCGCGCCAUUGCUCCCACAACACACACACAGUGCAGGCACAGAUGGGUGCAGGGCGCAUGGGGGGCGCCCUGGGCAGCAAUAAACCUUGGGACUGGCAUAUUGGGAGAUAUUAGACUGUGGAGGCAGUAAAUCCAUGAUCCCCCGCCAUUUUUUGUUAAUUCAAGCGGGACCGAAGCCCGCCGCUGGAGGGGGCGGAGCUUGAUUCCUCAGCACUAACCAGUGCCAUUUUCUCCACAGAAGCUGCAGAGCUGCUGGCUCCCCGGACUCUCCCCUGCUGAACUCAGACAGAGGGCUAGAAAAGAGGGGGGCAAAAUUAUUGGCGCAGUGAGUGUAUAGGUUAUUAUUAUAAUAUAAAAGCGCUAUCUGGGUUAUUCCAGUGUCAGUUUGGUGCUGGGUGUGUGCUGGCAUACUCUCUGUCUCUCCAAAGGGCCUUGGUGGGGAAUUGUCCCCUUAUAGUUAUAUCCCGGUGUGUGUGGGGUGUCGGAUACGUGCAUGUCGGCAUGUUUGAAGCAGAAUGCUCAUCCAAGGAGGAGGUGCAGCAGAUGAGUGGUGUGUCCCCAUCGGCGGUGCCGACUCAGGAGUGGAUGGAUAUGUGGCAUAUGUUAAAUGCAAGUGUGGCAUCACUACAUAAGAGACUGGACAAAGCAGAGUCCAGGGAGACAACAGGGGAUCAAUCCAUGGAUUGGACCGAGUCACAGGGCCCUUCGGGGUCUCAGAAACGUUCCUUGUCACAGAUAAUAGACACGGAUACCGACACGGAGUCUGACUCCAGUGUCGACUACGAUGAAGCAAGGUUGCACCCUAGGGUGACAAAAAAUAUACAGUGUAUGAUUAUUGCAAUAAAAGAUGUUUUGCAUAUCACUGAUGAGCCCUCUGUUCCCGACACGAGGGUACACAUGUUUAAGGGGAAAAAGCCUGUAGUAAACUUUCCCCCGUCCCAUGAACUUAAUGAGUUAUUUGAAAAAGCUUGUGAAACUCCAGAUAAGAGACUGCAGAUUCCCAAAAGGGUUAUUAUGGCGUAUCCUUUCCCUGCACAGGACAGGAUACGUUGGGAAUCCUCUCCCAGGGUGGACAAGGCUUUAACACGCCUGUCUAAAAAGGUUGCGCUGCCGUCUCCUGACACUGUGGCCCUCAAGGAUCCUGCUGACCGCAGGCAGGAGACUACGUUAAAGUCAAUUUAUAUACAUACUGGUGCUUUGCUCAGGCCAGCAAUUGCGUCGGCAUGGGUAUGUAGCGCAGUUGCAGCUUGGACAGAUACUUUGUCAGCUGACAUUGAUACCCUGGACAGGGAUACCAUUUUACUAACUUUGGCCCAUAUUAAGGACGCGUUCUUAUAUAUAAGAGAGACGCUCAAAGAGACAUUGGACUGCUGGGUUCUAGAGCCAAUGCCAUGGCUAUUUCUGAGAGACGAGCCUUAUGGACCCGACAGUGGACGGGUGAUGCGGACUCAAAAAAGCAUAUGGAGGUUUUACCUUACAUGGGUGAAGUGUUGUUUGGGGAGGGGCUCGCUGACCUGGUUUCCACAGCUACCGUGGGUAAAUCUACCUUUUUGCCUUUUGUUCCCCAACAGCAAAAGAAAACUCCACAGUAUCAGAUGCAGUCCUUUUGGUCGCAAAAGUCCAGAAGAGGUCGGGGCUCCUCCUUCCUUGCCAGAGGUAAGGGUAGAGGAAAUAGAACACCUGCUACGGCUAGUUCCCAGGAGUAGAAGUCCUCCCCGGCUUCUACAAAAUCAACCGCAUGACGCUGGGGCUCCCAUAAGGGAGUCCGCAUCGGUGGGGGCACGCCUUCGACUCUUCAGCCAGGUCUGGGUUCGGUCAGACGUGGAUCCUUGGGCGAUGGAAAUUGUUUCCCAGGGCUACAAGCUGGAAUUCGAAGAGGUGCCCCCUCGCCGAUUUUUCAAGUCGGACUUACCAGCUUCUCCCCAAGGGAGGGAAGUAAUGUUAGCUGCAAUUCAAAAGCUGUGCCUGCAGCAAGUGAUUGUCAGGGUUGCCCUGGCCCAACAAGGAAAAGGGUAUUAUUCAACCCUGUUUGUGGUCCCGAAGCCGGAUGGUUCGGUCAGACCCAUUUUAAAUGUAAAAUCCCUGAACUUGUACUUGAAAAAAUUCAAAUUCAAGAUGGAAUCGCUCGGAGCUGUAAUAUCCAACCUGGAAGGGGGGGAUUUUAUGGUGUCACUAGACAUAAAGGAUGCAUACCUUCUUGUCCCCAUAUAUCCCUCUCAUCAGGAGUACCUGAGAUUCGCUGUACAGGACUGUCAUUACCAGUUUUAGACGUUGCCGUUUGGGCUUUCCACGGCCCCGAGGAUUUUCACCAAGGUGAUGGCGGAAAUGAUGGUGCUCCUGCGCAAGUAAGGAGUCACAAUUAUCCCAUACUUGGAUGAUCUCCUGAUAAAGGCGAGAUCAAGGGAUCAAUUGCUGAAGAAUGUGUCGCUCUCCCUGAGAGUGCUCCAACAGCACGAAUGGAUUCUCAAUCUGCCAAAGUCACAAUUGGUUCCAACGACUCGACUAUCGUUUCUAGGCAUGCUUCUGGACACGGAACGGAAGAAGGUUUUUCUCUUGUCAGAAAAAGCCCAGGAUCUCCAUAACAUGGUCCGAGACUGCUAAAGCCAAAAAGAGUGUCAGUUCAUCAAUGCACUCGAGUUUUGGGAAAAAUGGUGGCAGCCUACGAGGCCAUCCCCUUCGGUAGGUUUUAUGCGAGGACUUUUCAGUGGGACCGUCUGGACAAGUGGUCGUACGGGUCCCAUCUACAGAUACAUCAGAAAAUAACACUGUCCUCCAGGGCCAGAGUAUCUCUACUAUGGUGGCUGCACAGUGCUCACCUUCUAGAGGGUCGCAGGUUUGGCAUUCAGGACUGGGUUCUGGUAACCACGGACGCGAGCCUCCGAGGGUGGGGAGUAGUCACGCAAGGAAGACAUUUUCAGGGAAUAUGGUCAGGCCAGGAGACUUGUCUACACAUCAAUAUACUGGAAUUGAGGGCCAUAUACAAUGGCCUACGACUAGCGGAGAAUCUUCUUCUCGACCUACCGGUUCUGAUUCAAUCAGACAAUGUCACAGCCGUGGCUCAUGUAAACCGCCAAGGCAGGACAAGGAGCAGAGUCGCGAUGGCGGAAGCCACCAAGAUUCUUCGAUGAGCGGAAAAUCACGUAAGCGCUCUGUCAGUUGUCUUCAUUCCGGGAGUGGACAACUGGGAAGCAGACUUCCUCAGCAGACACGAUCUCCAUCCAGGAGAGUGGGGACUUCAUCAAGAAGUUUUUGCAGAGAUAACAAGUCUCUGGGGAAUUCCUCAAAUAGACAUGAUGGCGUCACGCCUCAACAAGAAGCUACGGAGGUAUUGUGCCAGGUCAAGGGACCCUCAGGCAGCAGCAGUAGACGCCCUGGUGACACCAGUUGGUCUAUGUGUUUCCUCCUCUUCCUCUCAUCCCAAAAAUAUUGAGGAUCAUAAGACGCAAAAGAGUACUGACAAUACUAAUUGUUCCAGACUGGCCUCGAAGGGCCUGAUACUCAGAUCUUCAGGAAAUGCUCACAGAAGAUUCUUGGGCUCUUCCUCUCAGGGAGGACCUGUUGCAGCAGGGGCCCUGCGUGUUCCAAGACUUACCGCGGUUACGGUUGACGGCAUGGCGGUUGAACGCCGAAUCCUAGCUGGGAAAGGUAUUCCGGAGGAAGUCAUACCUACUCUGAUAAAGGCUAGGAAGGAGGUGACGGCGAAACAUUAUCACCGUAUUUGGAGGAGGUAUGUAACUUGGUGUGAAACCAGGAAAGCUCCUACGGAAGAUUUCCAUCUGGGUCGUUUUCUCCACUUUCUACAGACAGGAGGGGAUAUGGGCCUGAAGCUAGGCUCCAUUAAAGUACAGAUUUCGGCCCUAUCUAUAUUCUUUCAGAAGGAAAUGGCUUCUCUCCCAGAAGUCCAGACUUUUGUGAAGGGAGUACUGCACAUCCAGCCUCCUUUUGUGCCCCCAGUGGCACCAUGGGACCUUAACGUGGUGUUACAGUUUCUUAAAUCACACUGGUUUGAACCCCUUCAAACGGUUGAAUUUAAAUUUCUCACCUGGAAGGUGGUCAUGUUGUUAGCCUUGGCUUCCGCAAGGCGGGUGUCUGAAUUGGCGGCCUUGUCUUACAAGAGCCCCUACUUGAUUUUUCAUGUGGAUAGAGCAGAGUUGAGGACUCGUCCACAGUUUUUGCCCAAGGUGGUAUCUUCAUUUCAUAUGAACCAACCCAUUGUGGUACCUGUGGCUACGAGUGACUUGGAGGACUACAAGUCCCUGGAUGUAGUCAGGGCCUUAAAGAUUUAUGUUGCCAGGACGGCUAGAGUUAGGAAAACAGAGGCUCUGUUUGUCCUGUAUGCAGCCAACAAAGUUGGCGCGCCUGCUUCAAAGCAAACUAUUGCUCGCUGGAUCUGUAACACAAUUCAGGAGGCUCAUUCUACGGCUGGAUUGCCGUUACCAAAUUCGGUAAAGGCCCAUUCCACUAGGAAGGUGGGCUCUUCUUGGGCGGCUGCCCGAGGCGUCUCAGCUUUACAGUUGUGCCGAGCAGCUACUUGGUCGGGUUCAAACACUUCUGCUAAAUUCUACAAGUUUAAUACCCUGGCUGAUGAGGACCUAGCGUUUGCUCAGUCGGUGCUGCAGAGUCAUCCGCACUCUCCCGCCCGGUUUGGAGCUUUGGUAUAAACCCCAUGGUCCUUACGGAGUCCCCAGCAUCCUCUAGGACGUAAGAGAAAAUAAGAUUUUAAACCUACCGGUAAAUCUUUUUCUCCUAGUCCGUAGAGGAUGCUGGGCGCCCGUCCCAAGUGCGGAAACUCUGCAAGACUUGUAUAUAGUUGUUGCUUACAUAAGGGUUAUGUUACAGUUGGAAUCGGUCUUUGACUGAUGCUGUGUUUUGUUCAUACUGUUAACUGGUUGCGUAUAUUACAGGUUAUAUGGUAUGAUUGGUGUGGCUGGUAUGAAUCUUGCCAUUGGAUUAACAAAAAUCCUUUUCUCGUAUUGUCCAUCUCCUCUGGGCACAGUUUUCUAACUGAGGUCUGGAGGAGGGGCAUAGAGGGAGAAGCCAGUGCACACCCAUACUAAAAGUUCUUUUUAGUGCCCAUGUCUCUUGCGGAGCCCGUCUAUACCCCAUGGUCCUUACGGAGUCCCCAUCAUCCUUUACGGACUAGGAGAAAAAGAUUUACCGGUAGGUUUAAAAUCUUAUUUUAUUAUCCAUCUUCCAAUGCUAUGUUCAGAUAUUUAUUAACAGUUUUCUUAUAUAGUGCAGCAAAUUCUGUUGCACUUUACAAGUGGAAACCGUGAUAACAAAAUAAAACAAUUGGAAACAACAUUGAGAAAACGAGACUGGGUAAUAAAAGACAGUCAGAGGCAGGAAGGCCCUGCUCGCAAGCUUACACUCUACAGGGAGAUAGGCAUUUGUACUCAAGGAUAAGUGUUAUCUAUUAUGUAAAGGUCCACCAUAUUGCAAAUGUCCUUGGUGGGCUGUAUGAUAUGGUCACACAGUGAUGUUGGCCAGCGGUCAGGAGGAUGGGGAAUUGAAGAACAGGAAAAUAUGUGGAGGAUAUAAGUGGGCUCUACAGUGGGGAAGUAAUUGGAUAGGAAAUAUUAUGAAGGUUAUGUGGGCGGUUCCGGAAUUUUUUAAGCUUGCCUGAAAAGGUGAGUUUCCAGGGAGCGCAUUAAGGUUUGGAGACUAGAGAACAGCCUUAUUGUGUGAGGUAGGGCUUUCCACAGAGUGGGUGCAGCCCAAAAAAAGUCCUGCAAUCUUGAGUGGGAGCGAAUAAUCAAUGUUGAUGAAAGCUGUAGAUCUUGUGAAGAGCGAAGAGGUCGGGUUGUGAGGUAGUUUGAGAUAAGCAAAGAGAUGUACAUUGGUGUAGUUUGGUUAAUGGCCUUGUGUGUGAGUAAAGGUAUUUUAUAUUGAAUACGGUAGAAUACAGGUAACCAAUGGAGGGACUGACAGAGCGACUCUGCAUAUAAUGAACAUCCAGUGAUCUAAGAUAAGCCUCACAGCUGCAGUCAGAAUAGAUUGCAGUGGUGAGAGUCUCUUUGAUAAGACCAGUGAGAUGACUAUUGCAAUAAUCAAUACAGGAGAUAAUUAGAGCAUGGAUUAGAGUUUUUGCAGUGUCUUGUGUAAGGUAUGGGCAUAUUUUGGAUCUGUUUUUUUAUAUGCAUGUAGCAAGAGUUAGAGACAGAUUGAAUGUGGGGAACAAAGGACAGUUCAGAAUCGAGGAUGACUCCUCAGCAGCGAGCUUAUGUGUAGGAUUGAUUGUUGAAUUCUCAACAGUGAUAGAGAUAUCAGGUUGGCAACUGCUAUUGGUGGAAAUAUAAUUACUGUAAUUCUGUUUUGGGAAUAAGUUUGAGGUGGCAAGAAGACAUCCAAGAGGAAAUGGCAGAAGAGCAUUCAGUGACACGGACCAACACAGAUAAUGACAAAUCUGGGCAGGAUAGGUAGAUUUGAGUAUCAUUCGCAUACAGAUGAUAUUGAAUCCAAAACAGCUGAUUAGUUUGCCAAGAGAUGUGAUAUAGAUUGAGAAAAGCAGAGGACCUAAGACUGCGCCUUGCGGUACUCCAGCUGAUAGAGGUAGUGAAGAAGUGGAUUCAGAGAAGCGGACACUGAAAGACUGAUUAGAUAGGAUUAGAACCAAGAAAGGGCUGUGUCCUGUAGACCUAGGGUUUGUAAAGUUUGUAUGAGAAGAUAGGUCAACAGUGUCACAUGCAGCAGAGACUUAUCAGUGACCAAAACAUUCACUACUUUUGUCAGUCAGUCUUUGUGGAGUGUUGGGAACGAAAGCCUGCCUGAAGUGGGUCCAGUAAAUUGUGUGAGAUUAGAAAGUGUGUGAGCCGAGUGUAGGCAAGUCUCAAGUAACAUGGAGGGGCACGGGAGCUGAGAGAUGGGGUGGUAUUAGAGAGUUUGGGUCAGAAUUUAGUUUUUUAUAGAAUGGGAGUAAUCACUGCAUGCUUGUACCAGUGGAGACAGAGAUUACAGAUGUUAUUUAGGGUUGGGUUGAGCACAGGAGACAGAUUUACGUAUUUAUGAGGGUGUUGGCUCCAGAGGAGAGGUAGUAGAGUAGCAGGAUGAGAAGAUUGUUGAUACUUUAUCUUCACUUCAAAUCCUGGAAAUGACUCUACUACUGGCUGAUAUAUUCAUUGCUUUUUAUAGCUCUAUUUUUCACCCACAUCACAUAAUUGUACUGUUUGUAUCUUCUUACAUCUAAUAAUAAACUGUGUAACAAUAAUUUCAUAA